AAAACACAAUAGGAAAUUUCUAAGAGUUACUAUUACUAUUGUAUAAGAAAAACUAAACAGGGAAGACAAGACACAGACAUCGUAGAAAGAAAUGGAAGUGACAAGUGCUGUUCAUUCAGUUGGGUUUCUCAAACAACUUGAAAGGUUCAACAGCACCAAUAAUGGACCCUUGUUCCUAUCCACAAAAACCACUACACCAAAGAACACUCUUCUUCAUUGUUAUCUUCAUCCAAACCAAUUAAGCACCAAAAACAAUGGUGGUAGAAACAGUAAAAGUGUGAUCAUCAACUCAACUUCUUCUUCUGCUGCUUCCAUAGAAACUUCAGGAUCAUUAUCUGAAGUUGAAAAGAUAAAGCAGAAAUGUCUUAAGUGGAAGUGGAAGGGUGAAUAUUCUAUAAAUUAUUUUGUUUCUUCAGAUUCUGCAAAGUCCAAUAACCCUCCUCUGUUACUUGUCCAUGGCUUUGGUGCUUCCAUUCCUCACUGGCGCAGGAAUAUCAAAACACUGUCUGAGAAUUAUACUGUUUAUGCUAUUGAUCUUCUUGGUUUUGGAGCAUCAGAUAAGCCACCAGGCUUUUCAUAUACCAUGGAAACAUGGGCCGAGUUGAUCUUGGAUUUCUUGGAUGAAGUUGUUCAGAAGCCAACAGUACUAAUAGGAAACUCUGUUGGAAGUCUUGCUUGUGUCAUUGCUGCUGCUUCAGGCAUUAUUCGACCAGAUUCAAGUGAAACUCUAGUUAGAGGAAUUGUGCUAUUAAAUUGUUCUGGUGGCAUGAACAACAAAGCAAUUGUUGAUGAUUGGAGGAUCAAGUUACUCCUACCCUUGCUUUGGCUGAUUGAUUUUUUAUUGAAUCAAAAGGGAAUUGCCUCUGCAAUUUUUGAGCGUGUUAAACAAAGAGAGAAUUUGAGGAACAUCUUGAGUUCAGUGUAUGGAAAUAAAGAGUCUGUGGAUGAUGAACUUGUGGAGAUCAUUAGGGAACCGGCGAAUGCUGAAGGAGCCUUAGAUGCAUUUGUAUCGAUUGUAACAGGGCCACCAGGGCCUAAUCCAGUGCAAUUGGUGCCAAAAAUCACAUUGCCUAUUUUACUUUUAUGGGGAGAUGAAGAUCCCUUUACUCCAAUUGAUGGACCUGUUGGAAAGUACUUUUCUUCAUUGCCUUCUCAACAAGAAAAUGUUCAACUUUUCAUGCUUGAAGGGGUUGGACAUUGUCCUCAUGAUGACAGGCCUGAAUUAGUCCAUGAAAAAUUGCUUCCAUGGUUGGCCACUCUUUAAAAUUCAUAGGAAACACAUGCAGUACUAUACAAACCUUUUAUAGUUUAUAAUUGGUGACUCAAACCUCAUAAAUUGUCACAUAUAUUCCAUAUGUAUAGAUUAUGUUGUUUAUAAAUUGUUUGUAUUCAUUUACAACCCCAA
Molecule: messenger RNA, 1405 nt
Organism: Medicago truncatula (barrel medic)
Lineage: Eukaryota; Viridiplantae; Streptophyta; Magnoliopsida; Fabales; Fabaceae
Product: pheophytinase, chloroplastic
Exons: 6
Coding region: 92-1264 (390 amino acids)
Biological process (GO): chlorophyll metabolic process
Cellular component (GO): chloroplast
Molecular function (GO): chlorophyllase activity
Source: RefSeq, a predicted model, not a curated record